AACAAAAUCGUAUACAAACCACUAAAAAAACACAACUGAUUCGUUACCAUGAUGCGCCUUAAGGAACUUGAGCUAGAUCAGGUCGAAGAGCGGGCGAAGGAGGAAGUUCGCUCCGCAUUCAUCGUAUUUGGUGUUAUCUGUGCUACAAUUCGAUUGGUUCCCAUUUUGCUACGCAGAUUGACUUCAUAGAUUGACACAUUUGCUUUACAACAAAUCUGGAAAAUUGAUGUGCGCCUGGAAAUUAGCUUUGACUAUAUAUAAAUAAAAUACUUCUUUGGAUC
Molecule: messenger RNA, 281 nt
Organism: Drosophila grimshawi
Lineage: Eukaryota; Metazoa; Arthropoda; Insecta; Diptera; Drosophilidae
Exons: 2
Coding region: 49-189 (46 amino acids)
Source: RefSeq, a predicted model, not a curated record